AUGAAGAUGCUGAGGUGGAUGUGUGGCGUUACGCGGGCUGACCGCAUACGUAACACAUUCAUCCGAGGUAGUCUUGGAGUCCGUGACGUAGCGGAUAAGCUUGAAGAGAGUCGCCUGAGAUGGUAUGGCCACGUUGCACGCCGGCCUGAGAACUACGUCGGGAGGAUUUGCCUUGAUAUGUGUGUCCCUGGAGCGAGACCCCCAGGACGCCCAAAGAAGCGAUGGCUGGACACCGUGAAGCAGGACAUGAGAGCCAAUGGAUUAACCACCGAGGAUGCCAAAGACCGGGCAAAGUGGAGGCGUUUGUGUGGGAAGGCAGACCCUGGCUAA
Molecule: messenger RNA, 330 nt
Organism: Danaus chrysippus (African queen)
Lineage: Eukaryota; Metazoa; Arthropoda; Insecta; Lepidoptera; Nymphalidae
Source: the annotation of a GenBank genome assembly